This is a messenger RNA of Nylanderia fulva, 2839 nucleotides long. Its product is annotated as nose resistant to fluoxetine protein 6. The record is from RefSeq and is a predicted model, not a curated record. Gene Ontology annotation, molecular function: acyltransferase activity, transferring groups other than amino-acyl groups. NCBI's taxonomy places the organism in Eukaryota, Metazoa, Arthropoda, Insecta, Hymenoptera, Formicidae.
AACCCCUCUUCUCGGUUUCCCUAUUGGCAAGGUGGCACCAGGUGACUUGGUCGUUUCGCGAUUGUGUCGCGAUCACUCGUUAAACUCGCCUUCGAACAGCCGGGCAAUUCGUCAAACACUCGAUAUAGCCCGGGAUUCGAUCAGAUUUCGCGACUCGUUAUUUCCAUUCUUUUCUCGAGAGAACGUUUCCGGUGAUUCGAGCGAAUAGCGAAUUUCCCAGCUUCCAAAGUUUAGUGAACAUUUUGGAUGGCGAUCGCGUGAGCGCGAACAUGCUCCACGAUUAAUCUCGCCACCCCGAUUCUGUCAGAUUCAUUUGGAAGAUACGAUAUCGCGGUACCAAAAAAAUUAAACUGUGCAAUCCAUAAAGCUCUGUGCGUGUAAUACUUUUUGGUUUGACAAUUUUGUUGGAGGGGAGAAAUGGGAACGGUUGUGAGAAUUUGGGCGAUUCUCAGUCUGAUCGGUCUGUCGUACGCAGACAAGUCACCAGUGAACAUCCUAACGCCUUCGGGCAGUCUAAGUGCCUUCGAAGAGGAGGACAUACUACGCGUGCUGUCGCGCAACAAGACUGACACGACAAAGAACUCCACUUUCGUUCAGCUAAUCAGUAGUCUCGGCAAUUACACAAUAGACGCAGAAAAGGAUAUAUGGAGCGAUGGCAGACUGGAAAUGCAUCACACGAAUCCGCAUUACGAGAAUUUCCCCGAAGAAAUCGAUAUCGAGGCACGUAGAUUAUUGCAAAUCCUUCCUGCUUACGAUCCUGGUGCAGGUGGCGUCAGCGAGGAAUGCAAACGACAUUCCGAUAUUUUUCACGAGGAAUUCGCAAAAUUCACACUAUGGGCUCUCAAAAUGUAUGACGCAACCGCGAAGGUACCUUCUGGCCUAUUGAAUGGAAAUAUUAAUCAAUUUGGCGAUUUCGACGAGUGCGUCGGUGUCGAGGGCAAGGAUGGGAUUCGAGGACAAUAUUGUCUGACGUAUCUGCAGUUGGAUGUCGAUCAGUCUCGACCGGAUCUCAAAUAUUUGCAUCGCUUGCUACAUUCGCACUAUGCAUUCCGCAGUAACAUGACCGACCCUGGUCACAGAGUACCGCGUUUUAGCACCGUAAAUUGGGCCGUAUGUACACCCGCAUCAUGUACAGCCGAAGACGUGAAAAUCUCUCUUCAACAUGCUAUCUCAAAGUACACGACUCAAACUGGUCUUAAAAUUACGCUACAUGUAGAUAAAGAGAUGUGUCAAGUAAAGGAUGAACUUGUUCUAUCAAAAGCGACCAUCGCUACUAGUCUUCUCUUUGCUACCGUAAUCAUCCUGACUCUCGUAGCUGCGUACUACGACCACUGCGAAAUAUCGACCAGCGAAUUGCUUCUAUCAUUCUCUCUGAAGCGUAAUGUCCGGAAACUUUUCUCAUUGGAAAGACCGCAGGGCGACAUAGCUGUGCUCCACGGUAUCCGAUUUUUAAACAGCGUUCUAUUAGUUAUAGCUCACAAGAGCAUGGCGGCAUUUUUUACUCCUUAUGUGAACCGCACUUACAUGAGUGAGUUUUUAGGUAAAUCGUGGACCGUUAUAGGAAGAGCGGCCAGUCUUUAUACCGAUCCCUUCAUCAUGUUGUCCGGUUUGUUAACAACGUAUUCGUUCAUAGGCAGAUUGAAUAGAACCGGAACAUUGAAUAUCAAGAACGAAUAUUUAUCGCGCUUGCUGAGAUUAGUACCUACUUUAGGAGCUCUGAUAUUAUUUUGUACUCACAUCAUGCCGUACAUCGGAUCUGGACCCCAAUGGCCGUUGGUGGUGACCAAUCACGCGAACAUCUGCAAAAAAACGUGGUGGCGAAAUUUUUUAUUUAUUCAUAAUUAUUUUGGAUUUGAAAAUAUGUGUCUUACGCACACGCAUCAUGUGGGAAUAGACACGCAAUUAUUUGCGAUUUCACCCAUCAUGGUAUUGCUCCUAUAUAAAAAACCAAAGAUCGGCGUUAUUGUACUCGGUGCAAUAGCCGUGAUAUCUACAAUAUUGAGAUUUUACGUCACAUAUACGAGAUAUCUCAACAAUUAUGUAUACUUUGGCACGUCAAUAAGACAGUUAUUCGAUACUGCUGAUUUUUCCUACACAUUACCAUCGCAUAGAUUAACCGUUUACAUCAUAGGCAUCUUUGCAGGCUACUUACUUCGGAAUAUGCCUAAGGAUUUUAAAUUGAGCUCAACAGCUCUCUAUACAGGUUGGAUUGUGUGCACUAUAAUGUUCUUAGCAGCUUUUAUUGGACCAUCUAAAAUGGGAUCAAUUGAUUAUGUGUACGAUCCGAUUCACGCAGCUACUUAUAACGCUUUCGCUCCUAUCGGAUGGUGCGGAUUAUUUAUUUGGAUGGCUGUAACACAGCAUACUGGUAGUUCAAAUGGAUUCUUAAAUAAAUUAUCCUCUUGGCGAGGAUUUCUUAUUACUACGAGGAUUAGUUAUGCUGUCUAUUUAACGCAGUUCCCAAUAUAUUUCUUCAAUGUUGGACAAACCCGCACUGCGGAGCAGUAUGAAUUUUUCAGGAUAAUGGUAAAUCUGAAAGAAAUAAUAUGGAUUUUUGCUAUGUCCAUAAUUCUCACACUGCUAUUCGAUUCACCCUUCCAAAAUCUAAAAAAUUAUUUAUUAAAAAAACCAGUGUUACAAAAAGAUAAGACAAAAUCAUCCAAAAUAGAAUAGAUCUCUUUUAAUUUGAAUUCAAACUAAAUGUUUAUCUUGAUCAUAACAAUUUAGAAUUUUGUACAUAGUAUUUUUUACUAAGGUUUUAAUCCUGUUAAUGUAAUUAAUGUAUAAUGUACAUGAAAAUACUGUUCGGAAAAGACUCAUGAAAAAUUAAAUCACAUUU